Molecule: messenger RNA, 1071 nt
Organism: Drosophila montana
Lineage: Eukaryota; Metazoa; Arthropoda; Insecta; Diptera; Drosophilidae
Exons: 2
Coding region: 265-672 (135 amino acids)
Source: RefSeq, a predicted model, not a curated record
AGCUACUAGAGAGCUUUCAAUUAAUCCACAUAUUUCAGUCAAUUGUCGUGCGUGUUGAUUGUCGGUUCCACAUUCGCAGUUUAAAUAAAAUGAAAUCUGUUUUGUUUCCAUAUGUGCUAUACUUAAGCCUAAUGCUCAUCCUAGCUGAAACACAGGCUAACGAAAAUGAGUCUUGUGUGGCAACCAGAAUAGCAGAGGAAAAAUGUGGAGAGCACAUAAGGCACAUAUAAGGCUGUGAGACCUUUGUUAAAGUAUAUUCAUCAGAUGAAGGAGGAAAUUGAAAACAAUAACAAUAAGGUUGAAGGCAAAGACAGGGAAAUCCAGCAACUGCAGGAAAAGCUGAACCAACGUAAUGAAUUGGUCAUCGAGGAACUGAGAGCUCAGAAUGAAUUCUACAAACAGAGUAUCAAAGAGCUAACGAACAACGUUUUAUCAAUAAAAGAGCAAAUGAGUAAACCCAAUUCCAAUGCCAUAAAAAUGCAGGACUAUGAAGAGCAGCUGGAGAAACAAAAGAAGUCAAUUGAUCAACAGGCCCAACAAAUAUCCGAACUCAAAAACGAAAUCCACAUUUGUGCCAAGAAACUAAAAAGCUGCGAAGAGAAGCCCGUUUACGGCGAAUGCACCGACUUUGCUGAUGCUCCGGGUAUCCAUAAGAUUAAUCCGGAUAAAUAAGCUCCCUUCGAUGUACUUUGUGACAGUGCGACAGCAGGUCCUGGUUGGACGGUUAUCCAGCAGCGAAUCAACGGUAAGGAGGAUUUCUAUAGGAGUUGGGCCACAUAUCGUGAAGGUUUUGGUUCCUUUGAUGGCGACUUCUUCCUCGGUCUCGAGAGGAUUCAUCGCUUGACGCGCGCCCAACCCCACGAGCUCUACAUACAUAUGGAAGGAUUUGAUGGUGACAUCAAAUACAGAAGAUACGAUCAAUUUGCCAUUUCUGGCGAGGAGGACCAAUACACCUUGAUCACCUUGGGCAAAUCUGAGGGCAGUGCAACUGAUGAUAACUUGAAAUACCACAAAGAUAGGAAAUUCACCACAUACGAUCGUGACAAUGACAAUUUGAAUUCUUUCAACUGC